GAAUCAGACAUCGAAGGGAUAAGAAACUGAUAACUCUAACGUAAAGCAUGUACCGUAAAGCGAUUUUAGUCGAACCAAAAAAGCCUUUAGAAUUCGUUGAAGAGCCAAUUCCAGAAACACCUGAUGAUGGAGUUGUAUUAGAAUUGCUUUAUUCAGGAGUUUGUCAUAGUGAUGUUCAUAUUCAAGCAGAUUGUAUGGAUUUUGGAGGAGGAGUUUACGCCAGCCUGUUCGCUAUCAACAAAGACCUAUUUAUAGGCAGAAAUCUUGGUCACGAAAUUUAUGGCCGAAUCAUGUCUAUGGGUCCAAAUGCUAGCAAAAAUUUUAAGGUCGGAGACGAGGUUGUUGCAUACCCAUGGGCUGGUUGUCGAAGCUGUGAAUUUUGCAAAAUUGAUAGAUCCAAUUUUUGUAGCGAUAAUCAAUUCGGCUUAAAAGAUCUUGGUUUAGGUAGAAAAGGCGGAUUUGCCACUCACAUGGCUCUACCAGAAUGCGAAAAGUAUCUUAUCAAGAGAGGAAACAUCGACCCUAAAGUCGCUCCUCUACUUUCUUGUAGCGCUCUGACAGCUUUUUCGGGACUGAGGCAAAUUAAGGAAAGUUUAGAUACCAGAGCAAGAGCUGGACUGACACAAAAUAUUUUGCUCAUUGGAGCUGGGGGUCUUGGACAGUGGGCAGUUGCUUACAGUAAACACUUAUAUCCAGAAUGCAAUCUAACAGUAGCUGACAUUUCGACAGAGAAGCUUGAACAGCUAAGCGAAAGAGGUGUCGAUAAUACAGUUCUUUUCUCUAAGACAUCAACUAUUGCUGAAAAAGCCCAACAAUUUCCACAUAAAAUGGAUGGAAUAAUUGAUUUUGUUGGCUCUUCCCAGACUGCUUCACUCGCAGCAAAAUUAUUGAGCAGAGGUGGAACUAUGGUUGUCAUUGGACUGAUUGGUGGUCAAAUUGAAGCCUCGCUUUUAGGGCUAAUUGACGGUACCCAAACUAUUAAGGGUGUUCGAACUGGAAGCUUUGAGCUAAUGAAAGAAAUGAUAAGAUUAACAGAGGAAAAAAAUAUCCGUGGUCCUGAAAUUUUCACCUACAAAUUCGACCAAGUAAACGAAGCUUUGGAUGCAAUAAGAAAUGGAACAAUGAUGGGAAGAGCAGUUUUAGACAUAAAAGCUUAA
Messenger RNA from Dimorphilus gyrociliatus, 1157 nucleotides. Lineage: Eukaryota; Metazoa; Annelida; Polychaeta; Dinophilidae. The record is from the annotation of a GenBank genome assembly.